Molecule: messenger RNA, 3516 nt
Organism: Amoebophrya sp. A25
Lineage: Eukaryota; Dinophyceae; Syndiniales; Amoebophryaceae
Source: the annotation of a GenBank genome assembly
GGAUCUCUCCUUCGCACUAUGGUAGUUUGAAUGGUUCUCGCCCGACCUUUUUGACUACCAGAAUUGAGAGCUUCUGUUCUCCUCAAAAUUUUGAAUCGUGAAGUGUCUGUUUCAAUCUUUCCAACACCUUCUGUUUCAGAGCGUUGAGAACGACCUGCUAUCAAUUGAAGCAAUGAAAACAGCAUCGGUCUGAGUUUCAAUUUCUCAAACAUAUACUUUCGUGGUCUGUAUGCAUUUAGUUUCAAGUCUUCUGCAUCAUUCGAGUCUUCUGUUGUGAGAGAAGUUGUUUUUCAGGGUGUGAAAUUCAAAAGUUAACGAUCAAGUUCUGUCUUUGAGAAGAGCGAACUUCUAGGCUAUGGCAAUAGUUUUUUCUCAUUCUGUAAAACCAAUUUUUUAAAAUUCACUUUAUAAGAUCAGGACGAGAUCAGGAAAGCAAUUUUUGCAUCGGUGGCUUGAUGAGUAGCCUUCACGUUUGUAGUUACGAACUAGAUACUUAAACUACAACACGUGACUAGAAGAAUUUUGCAUCUAUCUUCCCUUUCACCUGCAAAGAAAAACUGAAGAUGGAGAAUCUCUCCGAAAUGAAUCCGCGGACUGCUGCAGCAUUGCUCGAGGUGUCGGGAACGGCGACCAAAGAUGAGAUGUAGGGUAUGGUAGUCGUGUGACUUCUCACCAGACGGAUCUCCUUCAUCAACGAGCCGCUUUUCUUUCAUCAUUACUACAUGACGAUGACAUAUUUAUACGAUAGGUAAGAAACAGUACUACUGCCUGUAAUUCUUGGCUCUUAUCUCACGCUUGCCAGUUACUACUUAAUUUGAAACGCAGCACUGUUUUUUUUUAUCGUUUACUUCAUCGCCUCCUGCUCGUGCAGCACUGUUUUUAUCGUUUUCUUCAUCGCCUCCUGCUCGUGCAGCACUGUUUUUAUCGUUUUCUUCAUCGCCUCCUCAUAGACCACAGUUUCUUGAUUCCUCCGUUCAUCUCUUUGCUGCUGCUUUUAAGCGGCUUGCGCUGAAAUUCCAUCCGGACAAGAAUCGCGAUCAUGUGGAGUGUACGACGGCUGCUUUUCAACUCGUACAAGCGGCGCGAACGGUUCUACUUGAGGCGGCGCCGCCAUUUUAUCUACCUGAAGACUCACCGUAUGAAGAAGAAAAAGCAAAGGCAGCACGUCGCGGAUCCUUGAUAAAGAUUAAGGGUUACCACAUUGCAUUCUUCACUACCAUCCUUGACUUUUUUUCCAGUAGGAAAAGGGUCAGGGAUGACGUGAAGAAUGCAAUGUCGCAAGCAACCUCUAAAAAACACAAUCGUCGUGCUGCGAAUCAUGCUGGCAGCACGCGAGCUGGUAGACAACACGUCGAUGACGUGCAAGGAAUUGGUGCCUUUUUUACAUCGUCAAUGAAUGGUCGUGGGAGAACAAGACGAACCAGGCGUGCGAGUUCGCGACAUCAAAGUCAAUGUGUUGUGACAGAAGCUUCUUCUGAGACAGCAAGUACGACGCCACGCUCAAGGAAUGCAGGUUUAUUGUAGAAAAAAAAAUAGAGCUAGACCAGCACCUUUCAAUUUCUAUUUCUUAGCGCUGCUUUGUUUUCCGAGAAGUAGUAGAACAAGACUUUUUAUUGCAGAACAAGUAGUAGGACUUUCUUCAUCUUGUCCGAAAAGUGACAUCUUCUUUUCUUGUACUCACUACAAUUAGUAUUUUAAUUUUUGAUGUUCCUUCCUACUUUAUUGACUUUCUACAACGAACUUUCUUCAUCAGAUGAUCGUGCUUCCGGACAACGACGGUCCACAAGUCACCGGGGGGUAAACGAGGAUGCAACAUGGCAAGCAUUAGUGGAGGAAGCGAAUGGCCGCCAAAAAUGGCUUCAGAAUCGAACACCGCUCGUGACUCCGAGGGGCGAAGUGACAGGAACUACAGAAAAGAACAAGCAUGAUACACCUAGAGCAGACCACGAGGAUGAAAUAACAGACGAUCAAGAAGACCAGGGCAUCGCAAGCUCAUCUGCAGAGGUCAGUAUUAUUCCAUGUACCAAAUUGAGUAGUACAAGAAAAAGAACAUCAAGUAGUGAAAAUCAAGAUCGUGAAUCCACGACCAGGGAAGAUGUUCUUGAGCAGUCUCAACGUCAAAAUCAAUGCAACAGGGAACAACAUCUCGUCGAUCAUGAGGCAACAUUUCCAACGAGAUCACCUUCAUCGUCUAGUGCUGCAACAUCCUCUUCGAACUCCUUCAGAGGACGCGCUGGUGGAGGAUCAUCUUCGUCCUUUCGUGGAACUUGGCGUUGUAAAGAGUGUGGUAAGGAGUGUCUAACGUUACAUGAUGCGUCAAUCUGUCAGGUAUGUGGCAACCCUCUGAGACUGCACACCGGACCAGGCCACAGUCUCUGCCUGCACGGCCAGUACUGCGCGAGAUUCGAACUGAGGAUACGAAGUUCGUACUGCCCUUGCGGUCAUAGUGCGGAUAAACACGAGUGCGUAUUUGCGAGCUCCCUUUUCGUCAAGAACAAUACCGGAGCAGGAGGAUAUGAUUGCACGAUCCCUGCUAGUACUGCUCCACCUAGAACUGCUGGUGGUGGUACCUCUAGUCGUGGUACAGGUACUCCUAGAUCCUUUUCCUUGGCAGGAGAGCGAUCAGCGUCUGGUUGUCAAGCAAGUAGUGCUGCUUCGAGAAGAACAAGUCCUGAAGGCGUUACUGGUUUUUAUUCUGCAUCAAAUGUUGGUGAAGAUGUUGAUGAAAGGGAGCAUCAUCGCCUUCCCGCUGGAAAUAGCAUCCAACGACCUCAGCAGAGUCUGCUCUCGCGCGGGCUCACAUUGCUGACGGAAGGCGACAGUACAACUACUUGGAGAAGCAGUGGUCUUGCACGAUCAGAACGAAGUACAGUAAAUAACAAUAAGCGGAAAAAUCAUCUGAAUCCACCUACACCUAGGCCUACAUCAAUGCACGAAAGACGAGAAACAGAAGAACUAACACAUCAGAAAGAGAAAGAACUACAGCAAGGUACCACUCGAAAGAAAAAAGUGGUUCAGGGUCAGUAUCAAGCAAAAUUGCAUACCUUGAUGAGUAAGUACAACAUGAAUCCAUCGUGAUUCUACAUUAUGCACAGUAAGCCCACUAGCAAGUCUGCGAGGUGUAACUUCGAUGAAGUAGAACAAGAAGAAGAAUAAAGGUCGCGGAGAAUAUUUGCUCCACCUUCUAUCUGCACACUGCACAGCACCAUCACUCUUAUACACCACCACCAGUAAAAAAGGAUCUUCAGGAGCCAGGAAAAAAUGAACCAGGAGUAAUUUAGAAAUAUAUAAGAACAAGUCUACUUAACUACAACAACUCCAGAUGAAUAAGUAAAUAUAGAACUACUUAACUACAUGCACCAGGUCAACGACCACGAGAGGAGGAAGAUUCCUAGAGUCUCCCAGCAAGAAUCAAUCGUUUGACUGAUACUGGUUGUCUCGGUGUGUUGAAGAGAUCAAACUCUUCGUACAGGCAACGAAUCUAGAUGAACCUCGUCUUCUACCUUCUACGAGUAU